Molecule: messenger RNA, 4894 nt
Organism: Lethenteron reissneri (Far Eastern brook lamprey)
Lineage: Eukaryota; Metazoa; Chordata; Hyperoartia; Petromyzontiformes; Petromyzontidae
Product: solute carrier family 2, facilitated glucose transporter member 1-like
Biological process (GO): dehydroascorbic acid transport
Cellular component (GO): plasma membrane
Molecular function (GO): D-glucose transmembrane transporter activity
Source: RefSeq, a predicted model, not a curated record
AGGGGAGCGACUCUCGCCCAAACUCGGCUCCUGCCAAAUCCUCUCGCUUCGUUUCCGUCACAGCACAUUUAGUCUAGUCUUCACCCGCAGCUUGUAUAACGAUAACAACAACAAUAACAAUAAACAACCAGUGAGCGUAAUAGAAAUUUAGUAGCCGAUAAUUAUUCCCGGCAACAGUCGGCUGCUGCUGCUGUUGUUGAGAGAGAGAUUAUUUUUACGCAUUCACGUUUUUGAGUUGGCGCGGUUCGAGCUCGAGUCGUAUCGGGGGCGAGAGUUGGUCGAGCAGCAAACAGCGUCCUCCAUCAGCGGCGGGGAGAAGAGGCGACUCGCACAGCUCACAGCUCACACGUGUCACACGUCUUAUACGUGUUACACGUGUUACACAACUCGCAUAGUCCUCGCCAAGAGCUCGCUCGCCCUCGAACGAAAUGGAGUCGCCCGGAGAGAAGGCACGAAUGACGCCUGUGCUGGUGUUCUCGGUGAUCGUGGCGGUGCUGGGCUCCUUCUCGUUCGGGUACAACAUCGGCGUGAUCAACGCGCCCGAGCAGAUCAUCCAGUCGUUUUUUAACGAGACGUGGAUCGAGCGCUACGGCAAUGCCGUUGAGAAGUCGACGCUCACCACGCUGUGGUCGUCCACCGUGGCUAUCUUCACUGUCGGCGGCAUGAUCGGGGCCUUCUCCGUGGGGCUCUUUGUCAACAGAUUCGGCAGGAGGAACUCGAUGCUUGUCAACAACAUCCUGGCCGUGAUCGGCGGCGUGUGCAUGGCGUUCACCAAGCUGGCCAGCUCCUUCGAGCUGCUCAUCGUCGGCAGGUUCAUCAUCGGCGUCCACUGUGGCCUCUUGUCGGGCUUCGUGCCGAUGUACGUGGGGGAGAUCUCUCCCACGUCCCUGCGUGGCGCCAUGGGCACCCUGCACCAGCUCAGCCUCGUCAUCGGCAUCCUGGUGGCACAGGUGCUGGGUCUGGAAUCGCUGCUGGGCACGGCGCAGCAGUGGCCGCUGCUGCUGGGCCUCACCGUGGUGCCGGCCGUGGUGCAGGCGGUCGCCCUCUUCUUCUGCCCCAAGAGCCCGCGCUUCCUGCUCAUCAACAAGCAGAAGGAGAACGAGGCGCGCGACGCGCUGGUGAAGCUGCGCGGCACGACGGACGUGAACGACGACAUGCGCGAGAUGCGCGAGGAGCACCGGCGCAUGGAGCAGGUGCCCAAGGUCGCGAUCCCCGACCUCUUCCGCAGCAUCGACUACCGGCAGGCCAUCAUCGUCGCCGUCAUGCUGCAGCUCUCGCAGCAGCUGUCCGGCAUCAACGCGAUCUUCUACUACUCGACGGGGAUCUUCAAGAAUGCCGGCGUGUCGCAGCCGGUCUACGCCACCAUCGGCGCCGGCAUCGUCAACGUCGCCUUCACCGUGGUCUCGCUGUUCCUGGUGGAGCGUGCGGGCCGUCGCUCGCUGCACCUCGUUGGCCUGGCCGGCAUGGCCGCGUGCAGCGUCGCCAUGACGUUGUCGCUCGUCCUGCAGGCGAGCGCGUCGUGGAUGAACUACGUGAGCAUCGUGGCCAUCUUCGGCUUCGUGGCGUUCUUCGAGAUCGGGCCGGGCCCCAUCCCGUGGUUCAUCGUCUCGGAGCUCUUCAGCCAGGGCCCGCGGCCCGCGGCCGUCGCCGUCGCCGGCUUCUCCAACUGGACGUCCAACUUCCUCGUGGCCAUGUGCUUCCCAUACGUGCAGGAGCUGCUGGGGAGCUACGUGUUCGUGGUGUUCACCUGCUUCCUCGUCUUCUUCUUCGUCUUCACCUACUUCAAAGUGCCCGAGACGAAGGGCCGCACCUUUGACGACAUCGCGUCGGGAUUCCGCGACAAGGCCGGCGGCGCCAAGGCGGCGCCCACCGACGAGCUGAACCACCUCAGCGAGGGCAACGGGGACUCGCGGGUGUGAGCCUCCUCGACGCCCACCCGCACCCUCGGGCCCGGCCGCCACCAGCGCCAUCCCCGCCCUUCUCCGCAAUUCCGAGGCGGCGCCCCCGCGGCCGUCGCCUCCGGCCCGAUACCGGAGAGGUGCCGCCACCCCCCCCUCCCCUCCCGCCUCCACGCAGGGCCCAGUCCUGGGCCUCGUUGUCUGGGUGGGGGUCCGGGGGGAGGGGGCGCGAGCCAUCGCGACGUCGCGACCACGCGGACUUUGCGUGUCGCAGAGUCGCGUGGUUUUUAUCGUAAUCGGCUGAGCUGUGGUGGGUCGAGUUGAUUUGGGGGGAGGGGGCUAUGAAUCCCCCCACCCCACCCCACCCCACCCCUCACCUGGGUGCCCCCCUGCCAGACACCGGAGUGGCCCCCCCUCUCCCUGUACCCUGUACAUAGCACGCUCGUGUAAAUAGCCGUUGCUCGUAACUUAUUUGCCGUUUGCGUUUUGUACGUACUAACCGCCGUCACCGCUAUUUAUCGCAGACACGGACCCGCGUUUGAAUGUCGGUAUGUUUUGUUGUUCUUUUUAACGUCGGUUCAACGUCAGUUCAAGGUGUGGUUCACGACGAAGCGGAGCGCGUCUAGCAAAACGAUCGAACGACAAACAAAAAAACGCGGGGUUUUAAAGAAUUUAUUUUUUAAGUAGCUUAAAUGAAUUAUGGAUAGGGGAAAACAAAAUAAAGAGAGAAUAUAAUAUGAAUAAUAACUAUUGUUAAAGUGAUUUAAAAACUUGAAUAAGACUUCUAGUGCGAGUGGUUCACCACCACACCCUGUAUACCUCUGAGUCUAGUCCCAUUCCCGGACGCCGCCCCUCGCGAUUUGCACAGCUUCGUGGUUGUUGCCGCUCGUCGCGCGAAGAUCGACGCUGCUCUUGCGCUCGCCGCGCGGCAACGCCCGUCCGCCUCGGCCCCUCCCUGUGUCCGUCUGGUAUCCGUUUGCUCACGUGUCUCAAUAGUCGGCACAUUGAUGUCUUUGUACGCAUGUUUGCGUGUGUCUCUGUGUGUGUGUGUGGGUAGCGGUAGCGCGGCGGUUAGCGCUACGCUGCGCUACGAACCCGGCGAACCCGAGUUUGAUUCAUGCUCACGGCCACCAACACCAGUGACGAUUAUUUUAACCGGUCCUGGACCUCUCCUUAGGUCAACUCAACCUCAAAUGAGUACCCGGUCCGGUGUGUAAACAUCGCCACCGGGGAGACAAAGGCCGGCCGAGUGUGGUGCUGGCCACCUACCCCUUCGUGUGCCGUGCCGGCCUCCAUAGGUGCUCGAUAACAGCACUUCCCCCCAACAGUCUGUUCAGGCUGUUGGGGGGAUUUUUGUGUAUCUGUGAAAAGGUCUAAGCCACCUGCCAAUCGCAGUACACAGUCCUAGAGCUCCAUUGUGACCACGUGCCCAACGUCGACAGUAACUCCCACGUCAUUGGUUGCUUGGAAGGAGGUGCAGCUUGUAACCCGAGGGGGCGGUGUCGAACCCCCCCCCCCCCCCCACGUGUUUUGAGUGCCAAGCGAAAGGCCGCCUCGUGAAUGGCCCUACCAUACCUCCUCGGCCUACACCGUCGUGUCCCCAUGGAGAUGCCGAUUCUCCUUGUCGAGUCAGAGAGGAGACAUUGGUGCUCGGUUUGCCUCCAUCCCGAGCCCAUGCGGUGGCACGAGGUCCUAUAGCGCCCCCGUACCCUGACCCCCGUACCCUGACCCCGGUACCCUGACCCCGUACCCUGACCCCCGUACCCUGACCCCGUACCCUGACCCCCUGUACCCUGACCCUUCGUGGUGGUUGGGAUGUUGUGUUUGUGCCACGUUGUGUGCCACGUGUUGUUGUGUGUGCCACGUGGUGUUGUUGUGUGUGUCACGUGGUGUUGUGUGUGCCACGUGGUGUUAUUGUGUGUGCCACGUGGCACAUGUCUGGGGAGUGGUGGUGCAACGGUUAGCACGCUGCACUACAGAACCCGGGCGACUCCAGUUCGAUUCCCGCUCACGGCAAACAUCAGUGGCGAUGAUCCGAACCAGUCCUGGGCCUCCCAUAGGUCGACUCGGCCUUUUAAUUGAGUACCUGAUGUGUAAAUAUAAGCACUGGGGAGACAAAGGCGGUCGGGCGUGGUGAUGGCCCCCCACCCCCUCGUGUGCCGUUCCGGCCUUAACAAGUACUCGCUAAGAGCACUUGCCCCCCCCGCAGUCUGUUAGCGGCGACACGGAGGAGGGUCUUUGUGGCGCACGCUUCGUGUGUCCAUCCCGUGCGCAACAGUCUGGUCACGUCCAAGGAUUAUUCCCUCGCCUCCAGCCCUCGCCACCCGCCGACCCCCACCUCGCGACCGCCUCUUCAGUGUUCACCCGCUCUCCGUUUAAAAGUGUAAAAACAAAAAAGUGUGUACGAGCUGCGCGCGCCCGAUGAUGAUUAUUAAACGUGUCCCACGUGUGAGAUGUGAGCGAGUGCGCGUGUUCAAGCCAAGAGCGCGACGAUACCGUGCGUCCAAGACAAAGAUCCCCCGUACAGCCUUCACAGACCUGUUGGGUCAAGUGCUGUUGGCGAGCAUCCAAUGAAGGCUGGCACGCACGGGCACACAUUCUAAUGAUGACUGCACCCACAAACACACCUACAACAGAAUAACAUUAACACUUUAUUUUUUUUAAUGUCUAUAUAUAUAGGUCACUCUAACACCCACGUACACACACACAACUAGACCUCCAUUAGAAACGGCGCUCCGUGCUGCACGUGGGCAGGUGGUUUAACAAUCAUCGGGUGCGUGCGGCGUGUAACUCGUGAACGUGACGCGCUGGCUUGUUGAUGGCCUACCCCCCCCCCCCCCCUCCAGUGUAGAGUGCGCUUGUGUCGUGAGAGAGGCACGAAAACCCGAUUGUAAAUACGAGAUCCGUGUAAUUAUUCUGCCAGUGUUUACAAAGAUGACGUGUGUGUGUGUGUGCCCGUGUCGAAGUAAACAUCUCCUAGGUGUAUAGAACCAACA